AGCUAGGGACACCUGUCCUGGUAAAUGUGUAUAUUUAUGAUGACUCAUUAGACAAGGCAAAAUGGGAGUAGGCAAGAAAGUGUGGUGACAAUGGCGACCCCAAAACAGAUGAUGGGAGAGACGCAGCUGUCGAUGAGCAUGAAGAGCUCCGGCGGCCUCGGCUAUGCCGGAGCCGGCAGCCCGAUGGCGGAGGACAGGGACGAGGACAUUACGAGAUCGGCCCUCUCCGCCUUUCGGGCCAAGGAGGAAGAUAUCGAGAGGCGGAGGAGGGAGGUGUCCGAGAAAGUGCAGGCACAACUCGGCCGUGUUGAGGAACAAACUAAGCGUUUGGCUGAUAUCAGAGAGGAGCUAGAAGGGUUUGGUGAUCCAGUGGGAAAAGAAGUCGCUGCUGUUCGGAAGAGGAUCGAUGUGGUUAGCCGAGAGUUGAAGCCGAUGGGACAAACCUGCCAAAGAAAGGAAAAGGAAUAUAAAGAAGCUUUGGAGGCAUUUAAUAUGAAGAGCAAGGAAAAAGCUCAAUUAAUCUCGAAAUUAAUGGAAUUAGUGAGCGAAAGUGAGAAGCUCAGAAUGAAGAAAUUGGAGGACUUGAGCAAGAGCUUAGACUCUCUACGCUAAUCACAAUCUAUUUUUUAAUCCCAAUCUUUUAAUUACCACUACCAAUUUGUUGAUUUCUUUUUUUUAAAAAAAAAAAAAAACUUUUUGAAAUCAUGAUCAUAUGUAUCAAAUGUGUGUACAUUUUGUCGUUCCAAGUUUGACAAAGUGAUGGCAAGGUUCAAUUAUCGACCGACAAAAGAGUGCUUUGAAUUUGACUUUUCCUUUUUUUAAUGGGAUUUGAACAUUAUUUCAAUUAAUUUCCUGUCGUUUGAUGCAAUGGAGCAUUUGUUUGGAAAAAGAAAGAUAUUCAAUGUGAAAAGUCAUCCGAAUUUGUCCAUCAUCAUCUUCUUUCUCCUUUAGUGCCGAUUGAACCAAAACAGGAGUAUCACCCGAGUUCUUUGCCAAAGUCCUACAUGGAUUUAAUUUAGUUUCUUCUCCAAUUAAAUCAAGGUAACCAGAACAACGACAAUCUGCUCGACGCCGCCACGUAUGCUUUUUAUGGUGCAAUUUCUCCAGCAGAUAGCAAAUGUGCCAAUGUUUUAGCCGCCUCCUCUACCACCACCAUGACUGUUGGGCGGUGCUCCUUGGACCACACGGCAAGAAGGAGAGCAAAUCCCAUUCUAAGUGGGAUUGCUCUUGAUUUGUUUCCUUGUUCAUAUUUAGUGAUUUGUUUCCUUGUAGGAAUAGAAUUCCUUUUGUGUUUUGGUCUUUAUCCUCUCCUAUAAAUAAAGGAGAAACUCCUUG
This is a messenger RNA of Cuscuta campestris, 1335 nucleotides long. The record is from the annotation of a GenBank genome assembly. NCBI's taxonomy places the organism in Eukaryota, Viridiplantae, Streptophyta, Magnoliopsida, Solanales, Convolvulaceae.